This is a messenger RNA of Oryza sativa Japonica Group (Japanese rice), 1379 nucleotides long. Its product is annotated as heavy metal-associated isoprenylated plant protein 35. Gene Ontology annotation, molecular function: metal ion binding. The record is from RefSeq and is a predicted model, not a curated record. NCBI's taxonomy places the organism in Eukaryota, Viridiplantae, Streptophyta, Magnoliopsida, Poales, Poaceae.
UGUUAAACUAGUGCAGGGUAUAAAAUCUCCUCUACCCUCCCCCACAGUACAAGCCUCCCUCACUUUCCCCUCCCUCCUGCAAAAUCUUUCACUUGCUCCCAUGGCCUCCGGCUCAGAGCCUAUAGAGUGUCAGGUUCUUGUGCUGAGGGUGUCCAUUCAUUGUGAAGGAUGCAAGAAGAAAGUGAAGAAAGUGCUUCAACAUGUUCCUGGAGUGUUCAGAUGCGACGUCGAUGCCCGGAGCAACAAGGUCAUAGUCACGGCCUCAAGAAAUAUGGACGCCAACAUCCUCGUUGCGAAGCUGCGCAAGUCCGGCAAGCAAGCUGAGCCAUGGCCAGAGGAGCCAAAGCAGCAGCAGCCACCGCCACCGCCUGCAGAGAGCCAAAGCCAAGAGACUAAGAACCAAAGCGACGAAUCCAGCAAGCCGAGUGAUCAACCAGCCGAAAAGCCCGGUCCCGACAAAGCUGAAGGCAGCGCAGCGGAGCCAAACAACCCUCAGCCAUCGCCAGAGCCGACGAAGAGCACCGAUGAGACCCCAAAGCCAAAUCAAGAAAUCCAGGAGCCAUCCAACGCCAAGGCCAACACCGAUGCCAACGCCAGUGGCAAUGCAAGUGACGAGACCAAGGAAGCAGCAGCAACAGGAGAGCAAUCCAGUGAGCCAAAAGGGAAAGUAAAGCAACACCGGGAGAGGCCGAUCGAUGCGAGGGUGACAAUGGAAUACGGCGGAGGCAGCCACGUGAACUACAUGCCGCAACCGCAGCCGGUGCCCGUCAUGAGCUACAAUGUGGCACGGCCGACGGCGAGCGCGGCCUACUACGCCGCCCCACCGGCACCGGCGCCGAUGUCAAUGCCGAUGCCCAUGGCAAGGCCUGGACCAUCAUCACAAGGCUACAUUGACGAGGAGUACUCGCCUUCCUACUACAACCGUUCAUCGCCAUAUGAGCCUUACUACUAUCCUCAACCUUCGCCAUACCGCUACCAGCAUUAUCAGCAAUCUUCAGCUGACGACUACUACUAUGGAGCACCCCAGCAGAGGAGCGCCUUCUCGCCGCCACGGGAUGCUUACGGUGAAAUGUUCAAUGAUGAGAAUUCUAAUUCUUGCAGUGUGAUGUGAAGCAAUGCAGUAAUUUAGCUAGUUUUAUGCUCCUUAACUAGUGACUAUAUGUUAGAUAUAUAGUAGAUUUAGUACCGGUAACCGAUGUAUUAGUAGUACUCAGGUUUCAUGCAUGCUACUAGAAUAAAAUGAGCUGAGCUUGAUGCAUGAGAGGGAGAAUUUGAGGGGUUAAUGAACACUUCUGAUGUUUAUCAGAACAAUUUUGUAACACUUGAUAACAUGGUUAUCUCGGAGAUGAUUCUAAAAUAUAAGUUGGUAUUAUGAAAUC